AUGCCAUUCAUCCAACCAAGAGGAGUCCCCUUAAAUACUAACGGCAUCAACAGCACACUUCAUAAUAGCAAUAAUGACUCUGGAGGCGGUAUUAAUCAAAAAGUAAAAGAUAAGACAGAACAAGAGCCAGUGUUCAGGGUCAAAAAUGAUUGGGUCAAAAGUACAAACAAUUCCAUCCACAUCUUCACAAAAACAUGGCAGCCCCUCGUCGUCCCUACACACUCAGUCGCAAUAUUCAUUCAUGACGUCGUUGAGCACUGCGAAAGAUACCAGCCCCUUUUUAGUUACUUUGCGGGUAAAGGUAUUGAAGUCCAGGCAUUUGACUUGCCUGGCCUUGGAGAGACGGGCGCAAGAGCUAAUGCGCUCGGCAUAACUGGCGGAUACGGCAUAUUACUCAAAGAGAUUGAUAAUGCAAUUGACAGAGCCUCGUCCUGCCAUCCAACAAAACCGCUUUUCUUAUACGGCCACGGCAUGGGUGGUGCUCUUGUCCUCAACUAUGUCUGUGGACUCGGACAACGGAUCACAUCUCUAGCGGGCAUCAUCGUAUCCUCGCCUUACUUGAAGCCCGUACUUAAAGGUGUAGGCGCCAAGUUUCCGAAUGUCUACAACCGACUAGGGAAAUGGUACCCCAACAUCAGCGUUCGAUUUGAGAUCUCGCCUCAGGAACUGACAAGGGACCAUUCAGAACAGGAACGAUAUCAAGGCGAUGGGCUUAUUAGAGACUCAAUCUCUUUACAGUGCUUGGGUGAUAUGGUUUAUCAAGGCGACAAAGCUUUGAUGAAGCGCUGGAAAAAAUUUCCAGCACCAUUACCGAUGUUACUCUUGCAUGGAACAGACGAUCCUAUAUGUUCGUAUACUGCCACAGUAGCCUUAUAUACUCGACUCUCAGAGCUUCAUCCAUACUACAUCAAGUUUAAGUCAUUGAAAGGCAAUAGGCACGACCCUCAUUGGGAUAUCGAUGCCACGGUGGUUAAAAAUGAGAUUAUCACCUGGAUCCACAAGCUCUCGAAAUAUUUCAAAGGUGUGCCGCUCCAACCAAGCAUGGUUCACUUUGAUAGUAUCAAAUCAGUUCGCCAAGCCAAAAAAGCUGAAAGUAAUAUCAUCAGUAGCUCAAAGAAGCGCAGAGAUCCAACGGAUGCAAACACAAAGGGGAAAUCGAAAGACUCCAGUAACAAUAAUAGCAAGACCAACUGCGACAUUAAUGCCAACACUACAGAGAAGGGGGAAGAUGGAAAGUCAAAAGAGAAAAAGAAUGACAAAAAGGCAAAAAAAUUAGCAAAGGCUGAAAAGAAAGGGUUAAAUGAAAAAGGGAAGAAAAUAUCUGAUCAGCAGCAGCAGCAGCGACAUGAGCCUCUCAUGUCUUCGAAUGAAGAUAAACCAAUAAAAGCAACAGUAGCAACAAACACUAUUCAUAAACCAUCUGAAGAAGAACCUGAAGCGAUUCAGUGUCUAAACGACCUUCUUCAUCAGAAGCAGCUGGAAUUCGAAAGGGCUCAACGGAAACAACAAGAGUAUGGACUUGAGUCAGAAGUUACCGAUCCACUAUCAGCAGUGGUAAAAGAUGUAUCUACUGAUGAUAGCACAGCUCAUGUUGCUGAGGCGGGCCCGGAAAAAGCAGGGGUCAGGAUUCAGUGCAUUAUGGAAAAGCCUGUAGAGGGAAGCAUUAACGUACCUGAAAAAGAACGGGAUAAGGACACAUAUGAGAAGGGAAUAGACAAAGAAUACGCAGACGAGAUAAAGUCGGGUGGGCUAUCCAGGGAGGAGAAAGAAGGCGAGGAAGAAAAUGGGAUUGCAGAGAGUUGCGUAAAGCACACGGCGCAAGCCUAUCCACAAGAAGAGACAGUAGUCAACGUCAUGGACCAAGACUUGGUUAAGGAGGGAUCCUUUGAAACUGAUACGAAUAUAUUCAAGGCAUCUGAACCGAUAGCAUCGGAAGCAAUCUACAACUCUGAACCUCUGAACUGA
Messenger RNA from Lobosporangium transversale, 1965 nucleotides. Its product is annotated as Alpha/Beta hydrolase protein. The coding region runs from base 1 to 1965 and encodes 654 amino acids. The transcript is spliced from 5 exons. NCBI's taxonomy places the organism in Eukaryota, Fungi, Mortierellomycota, Mortierellomycetes, Mortierellales, Mortierellaceae. The record is from RefSeq and is a predicted model, not a curated record. Gene Ontology annotation, molecular function: lipase activity. Gene Ontology annotation, cellular component: membrane.